Dichotomopilus funicola is the source of this 882-nucleotide messenger RNA. RefSeq names its product alpha/beta-hydrolase. Bases 1 to 882 code for a protein of 293 amino acids. The record is from RefSeq and is a predicted model, not a curated record. The transcript has a single exon. Gene Ontology annotation, molecular function: feruloyl esterase activity. Lineage: Eukaryota; Fungi; Ascomycota; Sordariomycetes; Sordariales; Chaetomiaceae.
AUGCUUUUCUCUGCUCAGCCUCUUGUAGGGCUGGCCCUCCUGGCCAACACCGCCAUGGCCGCCCUCAGCUCAGGAUGCGGCAAAGCGCCCACCAUCGAAUCAGGCAUCAAGACCAUCACAGUGGACGGCACCCAGCGAGAAUUCACCAUCCGCGUGCCAGAGAACUACCAAAACGACCAAGGCCACAAGCUAAUCUACGGCCUCCACUGGGUCGGCGGCCGAAUGGACCAAGUCGCCAACGGCGGCGACACCGGUUCCAAGGGAUGGAAAUACUUCGGCCUGCAGGACGUCGCCAAUGAGACCGCCAUCUUCGUGGCGCCGCAGGGCCUCAACGGCGGCUGGCCUAACUCAGGCGGCUCCGACCUCGCCUUCAUCGACUCCAUGAACGCCUACAUCGACGAAGGGUUAUGUGUCGACCAAUCCCAACGCUUCUCCAUCGGCUUCUCCUAUGGCGCGUCAAUGACGUAUGCCAUUGCUUGCGCGCGGGCCAGCGACUUCCGCGGUGUGGCUGCCAUCGCGGCUGGGCAGCUGUCGGGCUGCGACGGCGGGAACGACCCCAUCGCGUACUUUGGCAUCCACGGCGUGCGCGACGGGACGCUCAGCAUCGACGGCGGGCGGACCCUGCGCGACCGGUUUGUGACUAACAACGGCUGCGACUCGAUGGCGGGGGCCAAGGAACCGGCGUCUGGCAGCAGGACGCACAUCACGACGGCUGCUACAGGUUGUAAGGAGGGGUACCCGGUUCAAUGGGCGGCGCACGACGGGGGCCAUAUCCAAGCUGCUGCUGAUGCGCCGUAUGCUGAGGAGGAGGGUGAUCAUUCGUGGGUUGGCCCGGAGGUGUGGGCGUUUUGGACCCUGCCGGAGCUUUCGACGUCUGCGUGA